This is a messenger RNA of Protopolystoma xenopodis, 861 nucleotides long. NCBI's taxonomy places the organism in Eukaryota, Metazoa, Platyhelminthes, Monogenea, Polystomatidea, Polystomatidae. The record is from the annotation of a GenBank genome assembly.
AUGGCUUCUGGCCAUGACGAUAUCCGUCACAUGAAGAACGAAAGAUCAGCACGGAGUCAUCGCAGUCGUAAGACGAUGAGACAAGGUCUUCUUAGCACAAUUCAACAGACAAAAGUCCAAGCCAACACUUCUUCGGUAUUCGGUGACGCUAAUCUACGACUUCCUUUCAUCCACCUUCUCAAACGAGAUGAAAGUUGGGAGGAUUGUAUCCUUCGCGAGUAUCCUGUUACAGUUCUACCCAGUUUGCCUGACUUUCUCAUUUCUUCAGCUGACAACCAGGGGACCAACAAGUCAUCAUUGAUGCUCCCUUUCACAUCUCAGCAUCUUCUGAUUAGUCAGUCGUCCCAGCCCAUGCAGCAACUCGUAUCUUAUUCUGAUUUACUUCAUUUCGGCCAAAUCAAGUCCAGCUUAGUAAACUCUAGCUUCUCUAAAUCAAAGUAUUUGGUUGAGCCAAUUGAUUCGGCUCACAAUUAUCCUGUGGUUAGCCUUAGUAACUCUCCAAAACCAGAUGAACACUAUGAAUCUAUUCAGCAAGCACAUCUGAACAAUGUAUCUAGUCGACUGGCUAAGCUUAUUGUAUUGCACAUUCAAUUGCCUCGAGCAGGACAGUCGGCUUUUAAUGGGGGUCACGAUAUAGCACCGUUGGAUUCAUCCACAAGCUCGGAGGCAAAUCAUCUGUCUCUCGCGCAGGAGUUUGGUUCUACUGGAUCUGAAGUAAUCUCCUUCCAAGGGGGUGAUGGAUUAACAUUCGAAAAGUCGAGCAAACGACAAUCUGCGUGGGCGAAGGCCUUAGUAGGUGUGCAGAGAAAACGCCUUGCAGCAGUAGUAAGUUGUUUUUUAAUAGCCAGCGUCUGCAUUUAA